GAGGGAUAAUUCCGUAAAUUCGCAUCACCAACUCUCCUCUGCUACAAAGUCUUUCUCUCGUCUCCUCUCACCAGCAAAACCCUUCUUGUCUCUCAUUUCCUCACUGCAAUUCGGAGCUUGACUCGGCCGUCGAUGGCGGCUUCGGAGGACUCCAACCAAUCGAAGAUUCGGGCUGUCUUUGGGAGUGUUCUCUCGUUCUUUAUUCUCAUUCUGAUCGGAGUUCUCGCAUUCUCGAUCCGUCUAUUCUCCGUUAUAAAGUAUGAGAGUGUUAUUCACGAGUUCGAUCCUUAUUUCAAUUAUAGAGUCACUCAGUUUCUCACAAAGAACGGAAUAUAUGACUUUUGGAACUGGUUUGAUGAUCGAACCUGGUAUCCUCUUGGUCGUGUGAUUGGUGGCACUGUUUACCCAGGAUUGACCUUAACAGCAGGCUCCAUAUGGUGGUUAUUGAAUUCCUUGAAUAUUCCUCUAUCUGUUGAAACUGUCUGUGUGUUUACUGCACCUAUAUUUUCUGCUAAUGCUGCAUGGGCAACUUAUCUUCUGACCAAGGAAGUUAAGGGCACUGGUGCUGGACUCACAGCUGCAGCUCUUCUGGCCAUGGUACCAUCAUACAUAUCCCGAUCUGUGGCUGGUAGCUAUGAUAAUGAAGCUGUGGCUAUAUUUGCUCUGAUCUUCACUUUCUAUCUUUAUAUUAAGACGCUAAAUACAGGAUCCCUCUUUUAUGCUACUUUGAAUGCCAUAACAUACUUCUACAUGGUUUGCUCUUGGGGAGGAUACACUUUUAUUAUCAACCUUAUUCCAAUGCAUGUGCUUCUUUGCAUAGUAACUGGUCGCUAUUCUUCUCGACUUUACAUUGCGUAUGCUCCUCUUGUUGUGUUGGGAACAUUGUUAGCAGCUUUGGUGCCUGUUGUUGGUUUCAAUGCAGUAAUGACAUCAGAACAUUUUGCAUCAUUUCUGGUUUUCAUUAUCAUCCAUGUGGUAGCUCUUGUGUAUUAUAUCAAAGGAAUUCUAUCUCCAAAAAUGUUUAAAGUAGCUGUUACGCUUGUUGUAUCCGUUGGCCUGGUGGUGUGUUGUGCUGUGGUAGCAGUACUUAUAGCACUGGUAGCUUCCAGCCCAACAAAGGGAUGGAGUGGACGAAGUUUGAGUCUCCUUGAUCCAACUUAUGCAAGCAAGUAUAUACCAAUUAUUGCCAGUGUUAGUGAACAUCAACCACCUACUUGGCCAUCUUACUUUAUGGACAUUAAUGUUUUGGCAUUUUUGGUUCCAGCUGGCAUUGUUGCAUGCUUUUUGCCACUAUCUGAUGCAAGCUCCUUUGUUGUUCUUUACAUAGUGACAUCUGUAUAUUUUUCUGGAGUCAUGGUGCGCCUUAUGCUUGUACUAGCUCCUGCAGCAUGCAUAUUAUCUGGAAUUGCUCUUUCUGAAGCAUUUGAUGUUCUUACUCGAUCGAUCAAAUUUCAGUUACCUGGAUUAUCAGAAAAUUCCCAGAUUGAUGCAGGGGAUACUACCUCUAGUAGUGUUGUGACACAAAAUGAUGCAGCCAAGACCAAUAAAAAUGAAGACACACUAAAGGAGCGACCCUCGAGAAAGAACAGGAAGAAGGAAAAGGAACAUGUGGAAAAGACUUCCAUUAAGUCUCAAAUUAAAAAGAGGCUACUGGUUUUACCUCUGGAGGCAUCUGUUGCUGCUAUUUUCUUGCUUGUAUUGCUGGGUGCCUUCUAUGUGGUUCAUUGUGUUUGGGCAGCUGCGGAAGCUUACUCAGCCCCUUCUAUUGUUUUAACAUCUCAUUCUCAUGAUGGCCUUCACGUUUUUGAUGAUUUUAGAGAGGCUUAUGCAUGGUUACGACACAAUACUGAGGUGGAUGAUAAAGUUGCAUCUUGGUGGGACUAUGGUUACCAAACUACUGCUAUGGCUAACCGGACUGUUAUUGUGGACAAUAAUACCUGGAAUAACACUCAUAUUGCAACUGUUGGCACUGCCAUGUCUUCUCCUGAAAAGGCAGCUUGGGAAAUUUUUAACUCCUUGGAUGUAAAAUAUGUUCUUGUUGUCUUCGGAGGUCUUGUUGGAUAUCCGAGUGAUGACAUUAAUAAGUUCCUGUGGAUGGUUCGCAUAGGAGGGGGGGUAUUCCCCCACAUCAGGGAACCUGAUUAUCUGAGAGAUGGACAGUACCGGAUUGAUUCUCAAGCCACUCCUACCAUGCUAAAUUGCCUCAUGUACAAACUGUCAUAUUUCAGAUUUGUGGAGACAGAUGGUAAAGGCUUUGAUCGAGUAAGGCGGACUGAAAUUGGGAAGAAAUAUUUCAAACUCACCCAUUUUGAGGAGGUGUUCACUACUCACCAUUGGAUGGUUCGGAUAUACAAACUAAAGCCUCCGAAGAACAGGAUCCGUGUAAAAACAAAGAAAUCAAAAUCGAAAGCAAGCUCCACAACCAGCUCAAAAAGAAGUGGAAAAAGAAAGAAGAAUCCCUGGCAAUGAAAGGCACUUUCAGAAGCUGCUGUCUCCAAUUAGUUACUUGGAACCCACAUAUUUAAUAUGCUUGAGCCCCUAGAGAGCUAGUGCACCAGCAUUAUUAGCCAUUUUUCUUAUAGAAAAGCAAACGUAUCAAUCAAAGAUUUUGUAGUCUUUUCCCAUCGUGAACUUUUUUGGCUCGCACCCUUAACAUAUGACGAAAGAAUGCAUUGAUCAAUUUUGGAACA
Vitis vinifera (wine grape) is the source of this 2690-nucleotide messenger RNA. RefSeq names its product dolichyl-diphosphooligosaccharide--protein glycosyltransferase subunit STT3A. Gene Ontology annotation, cellular component: membrane. NCBI's taxonomy places the organism in Eukaryota, Viridiplantae, Streptophyta, Magnoliopsida, Vitales, Vitaceae. Gene Ontology annotation, molecular function: oligosaccharyl transferase activity. The transcript is spliced from 23 exons. The record is from RefSeq and is a predicted model, not a curated record. Bases 133 to 2469 code for a protein of 778 amino acids.